Messenger RNA from Coregonus sp. 'balchen', 33880 nucleotides. The record is from the annotation of a GenBank genome assembly. NCBI's taxonomy places the organism in Eukaryota, Metazoa, Chordata, Actinopteri, Salmoniformes, Salmonidae.
AUGAAGGACCGUACACACGAGCUUAGGGUGGUAAGUUAUUUAUAUUUUUAAUUCUACUCUAGAGACCCCAGAAGCAAACGGUGGUUAUUUGGAAGUGUUGGGCGGUAGGUGCGCCUCACUUCUUUUUUUGGAGGUGGAAAGCAGCUGUCUUAGAGUAGGACCUCUUAAAAUGUUUAAUUUACUGUGAUUUUAUAACAAUGGUGUACAUUUCUGGGGAUCAGUUUAGCUUAGUAGGCUAUCAAAGUAAAAGUUGUUCCACAUGUCCAUAUGGAAACGCAACGUGUGAGAGGACGGUGAAAACAUUGGCACCCGUCAGGUGUUGUAGGCUGUUGUCCAUUAAUAGGCUAGUUGUUGUACAUCGUCUUUAAAUGGGAAUUGUUCAUAAACGCGCGCGAAACUUUUUUUCCCCAAUGUGAUUUCCCUUAUAGUCUAGCUAGUCUGCUUCUAGCUUCAGCCCUAUAGAAAAACGAUGUAUUAACUAUUCUUUUAUGAACUGGCCUUCUCUGAAUGUCUAGAUAUAAUGCUUUUCUUUUCCCCCUUAAUUCCACAUAGGCUAGUUGUCUUUUAUCCGAUAGGCUUUAUCCAAGUGUUUAUUAACGAUCUUGAGUCAAUUCACAUCUCAGUGAAACCUUACUAACAUCACACAUUAUAAAUCACGUUUCUCUCUAUAUACUGUAUCUCUUUAGCGCUCCCUCUCUAUCUCUCACACACACACACACACACACACACACACACACAGCUGGGGAAAGGGGGCAUUUCUCAGUUCUCAGAGGAGCUGCUUUAGCAUCUGUGGAUGACAGUUAACACCUGGUUUCUCCCCUGGAGGGACCACACUGACCAAUCACAGUCCAUCUCACAUGAGUGAUAUCCCAUAUGUCAUCUAGGAAUGGUUUCACAGACAAUCAAGAUUUUUCUUCUUAUAGAUGGGGCCAGUUUGUUACAUAAACUACACUGGCAAAAGACACCCCUUCAAAUUAGUGGAUUCAGCUAUUUCAGCCACACCCUUUGCUGACAGGUGUAUAAAAACGAGCACACAGCCAUGCGAUCUCCAUAGACAAAUAUUGGCAGUAGAAUGGCCCAUACUGAAGAGCUCAGUGACUUUCAACGUGGCACCGUCAUAGGAUGCCACCUUUCCAACAAGUCAGUUCGUCACAUUUCUGCCCUGCUAGAGCUGCCCCGGUCAACUGUAAGUGCUGUUAUUGUGAAGUGGAAACAUCUAGAAGCAACAACGGCUCAGCCACGAAGUGGUAGGCCACACAAGCUCACAGAACGGGACCGCCAAGUUUUGAAGCGUGUAGCGCGUAAAAAUCAUCUGUCCUCGGUUGCAACACUCACUACCGAGUUCCAAACUACCUCUGGAAGCAUCUUCAGCACAAUAACUGUUUGUCGGGAGCUUCAUGAAAUGGGUUUCCAUGGCCGAGCAGCUGCACACAAGCCUAAGAUCACCAUGCUCAAUGCCAAGCGUCGGCUGGAGUGGUGUAAAUCUCGCCGCCAUUGGAGCAGUGGACUCUGGAGCAGUGGAAACGCGUUCUCUGGAGUGAUGAAUCAUGCUUCACAAUCUGGCAGUCCGAUGGACAAAUCUGGGUUUGGCGGAUGCCAGGAGAACGCUACCUGCCCCAAUGCAUAGUGCCAACUGUAAAGUUUGGUGGAGGAGGAAUAAUGGUCUAGGGCUGUUUUUCAUGGUUUGGGCUAGGCCCCUUAGUUCCAGUUAAGGGAAAUCUUAACGCUACAGCAUACAAUGGCAUUCUAGACGAUUCUGUGCUACCAACUUUGUAGCAACAGUUUGGGGAAGGCCCCUUUCCUGUUUCAGCAUGACAAUGCCCCCUGCACAAAGCGAGGUCCAUACAGAAAUGGUUUGUCUCGAUCGUUGUGGAAGAACUUGACUGGCCUGCACAGAGCCCUGACCUGAACCCAAUCAAACACCUUUGGGAUGAAUUGGAAUGGCGACUGCGAGCCAGGCCUAAUCGCCCUACAUCAGUGCCCAACCUCACUAAUGCUUUUGUGGCUGAAAAGAAGCAAGUCCCCGCAGCAAUGUUCCAACAUCUAGUGGAAAGCCUUCCCAGAAGAGUGGAGGCUGUUAUAGCAGCAAAGGGGGGACCAACUCUAUAUUAAUGGCAAUGAUUUUGGAAUGAGAUUUGUAUUUAUUAGGGAUCCCCAUUAGCUGCUGCCAAGGCAGCAGCUACUCUUCCUGGGGUCCAAACAUAUUAAAGCAUUUACAUUACAUAUAAAACAAAAUAUAAAACAGUACAUCAUAUGACAUUAUUACACCACUACCUAUCUACAGUACAAAAUGUUUAAUACCACCAUACAACAAUAUCACAACGUGUGCGUAUGCAUGUGUCUAUACCCUUGUGUGUGUCUCUUCACAGUCCCUGUUGUUCCAUAAGGUUUAUUUUUACCUGAUAAAAAAUAAUAAUAAUCUGAUUCAACUGCUUGCAUCAGUUACCUGAUCUAGAAUAGUUCCAUGGAGUCAUGGCUCUAUGUAGUACUGUGCGCCUCCCAUAGUCUGUUCUGGACUUGGGGACUGUGAAGAGACCUCUGGUGGCAUGUCUUGUGGAGUAUGCAUGGGUGUCCAGGGUCGGCAGGUAGCUUAGUGGUUAAGAGCGUGCCAGUAACCGAAAGGUCGCUGGUUCUAAUCCCCGAGCCGACUAGGUGAAAAAUCUGUCUGUGCCCUUGAGCAAGGCACUUAACCCUAAUUGCUCCUGUAAGUCGCUCUGGAUAAGAGCGUCUGCUAAAUGACUAAAAUGUAAAAAUGUGUCCAAGCUGUGUGCCAGUAUUCCAAACAGACAGCUCGGUACAUUCAGCUUGUCGACACCUCUUAUAAAAACAAGCAGUGAUGAAGUCAAUCUCUCUUCCGCUCUGAGCCAGGAGAGACUGACAUGCAUGUCAUUAAUGUUAGCUCUCCAUGUACUUUUAAGGGCCAGCCGUGCUGCCCUGUUCUGAGCCAACUGCAAUUUUCCCAAGUCUCUCUUUGUGGCACCUGACCACACUACUGAACAGUAGUCUAGGUGCGACAAAACUAGGGCCUGUAGGACCUGCCUUGUUGAUAGUGUUGUUAAGAAGGCAGAGCAGCGCUUAAUUAUCUACAUACUUCUCCCCAUCUUAGCUACUGUUGUAUCAGUAUGCUUUGACCAUGACAGUCUACAAUCCAGGGUUACUCCAAGCAGUUUAGUCACCUCAACUUGCUCAAUUUUCACAUUAUUCAUUACGAGAUGUAGUUGAGGUUUAGGGAAUGAUUUGACCCAAAUACAAUGCUUUUAGUUUUGGAAAUAUUCAGGAUUUAUUUAUUCCUUGCCACCCAUUCCGAAACUAACUGCAGUUCUUCGUUAAGUGUUGCAGUUAUUUCAGUUGCUGUAGUAGCUGACAUGCAUAGUGUUGAGUCAUCCGCAUAAAUAGACUCAAAGCCAGUGGCAUGUCGUUAGUAAAGAUGGAAAAAAGCAAGGGGCCUAGACAGCUGCCCUGGGGAAUUCCUAAUUCUACCUGGAUUAUGUUUCAGAGUCUUCCAUUAAAGAACACCCUCUGUGUUCUGUUAGACAAGUAACUCUUUAUCCACAUUAUAGCAGGGGGUGUAAAGCCAUAACACAUAUGUUUUUCCAGCAGCAGACUAUGAUCGAUAAUGUCAAAAGCCGCACUGAAGUCUAACAAAACAGCCCCCACAAUCGUUUUAUCAUCAAUUUCUCUCAGCCAAUCAUCAGUCAUUUGUGUAAAUGCUGUGCAUGUUGAAUGUCCUUUUCUAUAAGCAUGCUGAAAGUUUGUUGUCAAUUUGUUUACAGUAAAAUAGCAUUUUAUCUGGUCAAACACAUUUUUUUCCAAUAGUUUACUAAGGGUUGGUAACAGGCUAAUUGGUCGGCUAUUUGAGCCAGUAAAGGGGGCUUUACUAUUCUUACAAAAUACCAAUGAUUGUCUUUCAUAGUUUGGGCAGAUAUACUUGGAUGUGUAGUGUCAGCAAUUGUUGCUGGCAUGUCAUGCCUAAGUUUGCUAAUCUUGCCAAUGAAAAACAUUAUUAAAGUAGUUGGCAAUAUCAGUUGGUUUUGUGAUGAAUGAGCCAUCUGAUUCAAUGAAUGAUGGAGCUGAGUUUGCCUUUUUUCCCAAAAUGUCAUUUAAGGUGCUCCAAAGCUUUUUACUAUCAUUCUUUAUGUAAUUUAUCCUUGUUUCAUAGUGUUGUUUCUUCUUCUUUUUAUUCAGUUUAGUCACAUGAUUUCUCAAUUUGCAAUACGUUUGCCAAUCGGUUGUGCAGCCAGACUUAUUUGCCAUUCCUUUUGCCUCAUCCCUCUCAACCAUACAAUUUUUCAAUUCCUCAUCAAUCCACGGGGAUUUAACAGUUUUUAUAUUCAUUUUCUUAAUAGGUGCAUGCUUAUUAGUAACUGGAAUAAGCAAUUUCAUAAAUGUGUCAAGUGCAGUGUCUGUUUGCUCCUCAUUACACACCACGGACCAACAUAUAUUAUUUACAUCAACAACAUAGGAAUCACUACAAAACCUAUUGUAUGACCUCUUAUACACAAUAUUAGGCCCAGCCUUUGGAACUUAGAUUUUCCUAGAUAUGACUACUAUAUUGUGAUCACUACAUCCAAUGGAUUUGGAUACUGCUUUCAAACAAAUCUCUGCAGCAUUAGUAAAGAUAUGAUCAAUACAUGUUGAUGAUUUAAUUCCUGUACAGUUUGUAACCACCCAGGUAGGUUGACUUAUAACCUGAACCAGGUUGCAGGCACUGGUUACAGUUUGAAGCUUUCUCUUGAGUGGGCAGCCUGAUGAAAGCCAGUCAAUAUUUAAAUCACCCAGAAAGUAUAAUAAUAAUAAUAAUAUAAUAUAAUAAUAUAAUAUAAUAAUAAUAUAAUAUAAUAAUAAUAUGCCAUUUAGCAGACGCUUUUAUCCAAAGCGACUUACAGUCAUGCGUGCAUACAUUUUUUGUUUUUUUUGUUUUUGUGUAUGGGUGGUCCCGGGGAUCGAACCCACUACCUUGGCGUUACAAGCGCCGUGCUCUACCAGCUGAGCUACAGAGGACAAUAGUAUACCUCUAUUGAUAUCACAUACAGUGAAGCAGAACUUAAUAUUUGGUACAGAAUCCUUUGUUUGCAAUUACAGAGAUCAUACGUUUCCUGUAGGUCUUGACCAGAUUUGCACACACUGCAGCAGGGAUUUUGACCCACUCCUCCAUACAGACCUUCUCCAGAUCCUUCAGGUUUCGGGGCUGUCGCUGGGCAAUAUGGACUUUCAGCUCCCUCCAAAGAUGUUCUAUUGGGUUCAGGUCUGGAGACUGGCUAGGCCACUCCAGGACCUUGAGAUGCUUCUUACGGAGCCACUCCUUAGUUGCCCUGGCUGUGUAUUUCGGGUCGUUGUCAUGCUGGAAGACCCAGCCACGACCCAUCUUCAAUGCUCUUACUGAAGGAAGGAGGUUGUUGGCCAAGAUCUCGCGAUACAUGGCCCCAUCCAUCCUCCCCUCAAUACGGUGCAGUCGUCCUGUCCCCUUUGCAGAAAAGCAUCCCCAAAGAAUGAUGUUUCCACCUCCAUGCUUCACGGUUGGGAUGGUGUUCUUGGGGUUGUACUCAUCCUUCUUCUUCCUCCAAACACGGCGAGUGGAGUUUAGACCAAAAAGCUCUAUUUUUGUCUCAUCAGACCACAUGACCUUCUCCCAUUCCUCCUCUGGAUCAUCCAGAUGGUCAUUGGUAAACUUCAGAUGGGCCUGGACAUGCGCUGGCUUGAGCAGGGGGACCUUGCGUGCGCUGCAGGAUUUUAAUCCAUGGCGGCGUAGUGUGUUACUAAUGGAUUUCUUUGAGACUGUGGUCCCAGCUCUCUUCAGGUCAUUGACCAGGUCCUGCCGUGUAGUUCUGGGCUGAUCCCUCACCUUCCUCAUGAUCAUUGAUGCCCCACGAGGUGAGAUCUUGCAUGGAGCCCCAGACCGAGGGUGAUUGACCGUCAUCUUGAACUUCUUCCAUUUUCUAAUAAUUGCGUCAACAGUUGUUGCCUUCUCACCAAGCUGCUUGCCUAUUGUCCUGUAGCCCAUCCCAGCCUUGUGCAGGUCUACAAUUUUAUCCCUGAUGUCCUUACACAGCUCUCUGGUCUUUGCCAUUGUGGAGAGGUUGGAGUCUGUUUGAUUGAGUGUGUGGACAGGUGUCUUUUAUACAGGUAACGAGUUCAAACAGGUGCAGUUAAUACAGGUAAUGAGUGGAGAACAGGAGGGCUUCUUAAAGAAAAACUAACAGGUCUGUGAGAGCCGGAUUUCUUACUGGUUGGUAGGUGAUCAAAUACUUAUGUCAUGCAAUAAAAUGCAAAUUAAUUACUUAAAAAUCAUACAAUGUGAUUUUCUGGAUUUUUGUUUUAGAUUCCGUCUCUCACAGUUGAAGUGUACCUAUGAUAAAAAUUACAGACCUCUACAUGCUUUGUAAGUAGGAAAACCUGCAAAAUCGGCAGUGUAUCAAAUACUUGUUCUCCCCACUGUACAUUAUCAAGCAUUUCACACGUUAUCCAGAUACCGACUGUUAGCACUUGGUGGUCUUUAGCAGCUUCCCACCAGAAUUGGCUUUAGGUGAGGCAGAUUAACCUGUAGCCAUAUUACUUCAACAGUAUGUAACAUGAGAUCCUCUCUAAUCUUCGCAGGAAUGUGGUUCUGAACAUAAACAGCAACACCUCCACCAUUGGCAUUUCUAUCUUUUCUGUAAAUGUUAUAACCUUGUAUUGCUACCACUGUAUUAAUGUGGGCUAUUUUGAGCACUUUUCUUCUGGGAUGCUUACUUGUUUUUAUUGCUUUACUGGGAAGCUUAGCAGCAGUAGAUGUGCUCAUGUUCUUUAUGUAAGUGCAGGGUGAGCUGCACACAGUGGACUGCCUCCUCGGGCACACCGGCUCAGUGCUAACAGUAUAAAUCUGGUUCUUAGGCACAUUAUUACUGCACACAAUAGCUGUAGGAUCAGCAGUGGCAUUCAUGGCAGUUAGAGGGACAUAAAUUAGGUUACUUAUAUUGUGACUACUGACGCCCCUGAUGUAAUGUACAUUUGCUGAAGCAUUUUGACAACUCUGCGUCACAAUGGUAAUGAUUAGCUGACCUCGGCUUGGGUCAUUGCUAAGUCAUUAUCUCAACGCCGCCUUAUAAUGCUGUGAAAGGAUCCAGGAACCCAAAUUAUUUAGGUAGAUCCCAUCCUCCUUAUAAAACGUGUUUUGUUUCCAAAAGGUAUCGAAAUUGUCAACAAUAGUUACACCCAUUGAGCUGCAAUUAUCACGUAGCCAGAUGUUCGAUGAGCAGGUGUCCACAUACUUUUGGUCAUGCAGUGUAUGACUGCCCAGUCAUUGUUAAACCUCUACAUUAAGUUCAAAUCCAUUUCAGGCUUCACAGAUUGCUGCUAUUAAAAAAGCAAUUUCACACUGGAACGUCAUGCUGCGGUGGCUAUUAAACACCACGACAGACAGCAUGACUGGAGGGUGAUAUUUCCUCUCAUAUUCAGUGCAAGGGUGAGUUGCAGUCACUGUCCAAUGUUCUGUGGUGCUGAACUUCAACAUUUUGGGAUUCUGAUUCCGUCACUGUCCAUGGUGCUGACAUAUCAGCUAUUAGAUUGAUUUGUUUACAUCAGGCGUUCUACAUGUGACAAAGUCAGCACAAUACAUUUUUCAGACAUCAAAAGUGGUCUAAUGGUGAGAUGAAUCCACUUCCUAAGCCACUUGUUGAGUAGAUCCAGCUACACCUCAGUCCCUAAUUAGUUUCAUCAUCCCAUGUCUAAUUUAAUCUUUACUCAAUGUGCAUGGAUUCUGGCGACAGCUAUGAAUUUAAUUAGCUGUUUUUGAGACCAUAGGAAGCCAAUGGAAUUGGGCAUAGAUGGUUUUGUGUAUUCAGAUCCUGUAGUCCGCCAACGGGGCUGUGCCUUAUUAACACCUGUGCCAUGUCCUGCAUGCAUCUGACUGGAGAUGGGGUCUGAGAAAAAACCCGGUGGCGGUGUGGAAUCAUCACACAGGCAUUUGAGUCAAAAAGUGUACGGGCAUGGGUGGACAUGUUGGUUUGUAUGUUGUGCAAUAGGGCUGGGAAUUGCCAGGGACCUCACAAUACGAUAUUAUCACGAUACGAUACAUAUUGCAACUUGAUACUGGGAUUUUAUUGCGAUUCGAUGUUCCAAAUAUAUUGCUCACAAUAUGUCUGCUGCAGAGGGACAAGAGAGAGCCAUGAGAAAACACAUUUUGAUCAGUCAAGGGAAAAAAAUGCUGAAAACAAAUUGACUCCCUAUUUAAAAAGAAGAUGGAGAACAAGCUAUGAAGGAAAAAUACUGGAGUUUUGCUGCAGGUACAGCCAACUUGCGUAAAAAUUAUAUCCCAAUAUGUAACUGUAUAGACCCCCCCCCCCCCCCCCCCCCCCCCCCAUCACUAUUGUCCAAUGGUUAUAGUGCCAUACCAAUGCUAUUCUUAGUUGUUUGCGAUCUUGGUGUAUUCUCAGAGAUGUAUCAUGUCUGUUAGUGUUGAAUUGUGUAUUCACUGGUGCCCAUUAUGAAAACCUCUAGAGGCUGUACUUCUCGAGGGCCUCUCAUUGAUUGUAGAACAGCCACAGCAUAAAGCAAUGGGAUUGUCCAAACUGCCCAUGGCCAGUACUUGGUUGGUAUAUAAUGCUUACAUGUUGUCUGGAUAAUAUCUUUACUUUUUAGUCAGCUAUGACACUUCAGUAAUGUUAUUGAUGGUUCCAUUUGACCACUUGACAUAUUAUGUAACACUUGCCAGUGACAGCAUUGACGACUCUCUCUCUCUCUGAUGAGUGUGAUGAUGAGUGUGCUGCUAGUGCAGAUGGAGCUGGAGUUAAAGAGUGAGUCGGCAGACCGGCGGUCGUGAGAAGGCAUGUCCUCCCUCACCAGAGAAGGGGGGUCUGGAGUGGUCCCCCUUCUUUCUCUCUCUUGUGUGAGAGGAGGGUGGGUGUGUGGGUGAGAGGAGGAUGUUUGUGUGUGUGUACAUGUGCUGACAUGUGUUUGAGUGUAAGUUUGUGUGUAUUUCUUUGUGGUGUGGAACGUGUAGGCUAAUGGAGAUAAUGUGGUGUCAGUGUGGGCUGAUGGCUGUAAUGACUAUGGUGUAGCAGCAUGGAGCCGGGAACCAUUGUCUCCCUUCCUGUGCCCUCCCACAGCCCAUGUGUAGGAGCAGGAUGAGUGUGUGACGGUGAAAACGCUCCCCCACUACUUCCAUGGGGACUAUUAGGUUCAUCAUCAUCCUCCACCUCUCUGGUUGUCAACUCUCAAGUGUCCUAUAAUUUUUUUUAUUGUGGAACAAAGAAUCGCAUCUGUGCUUUACUAGUACUCAGACCUUGAUUACAUUUUGAAGAUUUUAUUAUGAAAUGCAAAUAGUUACAUUAGCCUUAUUAGUUUGUUACUGUAAUGAGUAAAGUCUAAAUCCAACAUGCUUCUAGAUAAGCAUGGUUUACAAUGGCAUCAAUAGCAUUUUUUCUGCAAAUUGCAUUUUGCCCCAAGUAUAUUUAGAUCCUAUUUGCUGGAUAUCUUUGGAAUGAUAUAAUUGGAUCUAUCUUCCUCUGGUUUCCUGCUUGUUCACUAGCCUUGAUGUCUUGAUGCUACUACAGGCGUCUCGAAUCCUGGCAUGCCAGGCUAGCUUUAAGGCGAUAUUCAUGCAGGCUAAUUUCACUCUGUGGCUGGCUAAUACUUCUCAAUAGAGGCCAAAGGUAAGUGGGAAUGGGUGAUCAGUGGAUAUCUGUAUGGGUAGAAAAAUAUAUUGCCUGAUUCAAGCUGUUGAGGCAGCAAAGGCUCUUGUGUUGAUAAAUUAGCAUUUCCCACCCAUGUAUACCAACAUCGUCAUUGAUCCGUGUGUCUUCAAUCACAAGGGCCUGACUGAGUAUGUAUGCAACAUGUCAUACUGUGCAUUUGGAAAGUAUUCAGACCCCUUGACAUUUUCCACAUUUUGUUACGUUACAGCCUUAUUCUAAAAUUGAUGAUUUUUGUUUUUUUCCUCAUCAAUCAACACACAAUACCCAUAAUGACAAAGCAAAAACAGGUUGUUCAUUAUUUUUUUUUUCAAAUGUAUAUAAAAUGUAAAUAUCACAUUUACAUAAGUAUUCAGACCCUUUACUCAGUACUUUGUUGAAGCACCUUUGGCAGCGAUUACAGCCUCAAGUCUUCUUGGGUAUGACGCUACAAGCUUAGCACACUUGUAUUUGGGGAGUUUCUCCCAUUCUUCUCUGCAGAUCCUCUCAAGCUCUGUCAGGUUGGAUGGGGAGCGUCGCUGCACAGCUAUUUUCAGGUCUCUUCAGAGAUGUUCGAUCGGGUUCAAGUCCGGGCUCUGGCUGAGCCACUCAAGGACAUUCAGAGACUUGUCCAGAAGCCACUCCUGCAUUGUCUUGGCUGUGUGCUUAGAGUCGUUGUCCUGUUGGAAGGUGAACCUUCGCCCCAGUCUGAGGUCCUGAGCACUCUGGAGCAGGUUUUCAUCAAGGAUCUCUCUGUACUUUGCUCCGUUCAUCUUUCCCUCGAUCCUGACUAGUCUCCCAGUCCCAGCUGCUGAAAAAUAUACCCACAGCAUGAUGCUGCCACCACUAUGCUUCACCGUAGGGAUGGUGCCAGGUUUCCUCCAGACGUGAUGCUUGGCAUUCAGGCCAAAGAGUUAAAUCUUGGUUUCAUCAGAACAGAGAAUCUUGUUUCUCAUGGUCUGAGAGUCUUUAGGUGCCUUUUGGCAAACUCUAAGCGGGCUGUCAUGUGCCUUUUACUGAGUUUGGAAGAGUCUAGGAAGAGUCUUGGUGGUUCCAAACUUCUUCCAUUUAAGAAUGAUGGAGGCCACUGUAUUGAAUUUACCACAGGUGGACUCCAAUCAAGUUGUAGAAACAUCUCAAGGAUGAUCAAUGGAAACAGGAUGCACCUGAGCUCAAUUUCGAGUCUCAUAGCAAAGGGUCUGAAUACUUAUGUAAAUAAGGUAUUUCUGUUUUUUAUUUUAAAUACAUUUGCAAACAUAAUUUUUUUAAAAAACUGUUUUCGCUUAGUAAUUAUGGGGUAUUGUGUGUAGAUUGAUGAGGAUUUUUAUUUGUUUAAUCAAUUUUAGAAUAAGGCUGUAACGGAACAAAAUGUAGAAAAAGGGAAGGGGUCUGAAUACUUUCCGAAUGCACUGUAUGUGUAGUGUACUAUUGAAAUCUAAACAUAAUAGGAAAUCUAAACAUCACUUUCUUAAUUUGAGCUUGUAUAGAGCAAUUUAUAAUGAACCGAGGGCACAUCUUCCAUAUGUCCUACUAAUUCAAACACUAUGCUGUCACUGUCACUUGUCCACUCAAGCUUAAUAUUGUUGUCAUCUAUCGCCCACCAGGUGCACUUGGAGAGUUCCUCAAUGAGCUUGACAGCUUGAUAAGCUCAUUUCCUGAUGGCUGCUCUUACCAGGUGACGUGGAGAAGAUUGGUGUCUGCACCACGUGCUCUCACUACUGGUGUCCCCUAAGGCUCGGUUCUAGGCCCUCUCCUCUUCUCUCUAUACACCAAGUCACUCAGCUCCGUCAUAUCCUCACAUGUUCUCUCCUAUCAUUGCUAUGCGGAAGACGCUCAACUACUUUUCUCCUUCCCCACCUUCUGUCACCCAGGUGGCGAAACGCAUCUCUGCGUGCCUGGCAGACAUCUCAACUUGGAUGUCGGCCCACCACCUCAAGCUCAACCUCAACAAGACGGGGCUGCUCUUCCUCCAGGGAAAGGCCUGCCCGCUCCAUGACCUCUCCACCACGGUUGACAACUCCACAGUGUCCCCUUCCCAGAGUGCAAAGAACCUUGUCGUGACCCUGGACAACACCCUGUUGUUCUCCGCAAAGAUGGUUCAGGCUCUCUCAUAGUUCAUGCAGGUUCAUGCUCUACAACAUCCGUAGAGUACGACCUUACCUCACACAGGAUUCGGCGCAGGUCCUAAUCCAGGCACUUGUCAUCUCCCGUCUGGACUACUGCAACUCGCUGUUGGCAGGGCUCCCUACUUGUGCCAUCAAACCCCUGCAACUUCUCAUGCAACUAACCCUAACCUUCCCGAGUUCUCGCAUGUCACCCUGCUCCUCCGAACACUCCACUGGCUUCCAGUUGAAGGUCGCAUCCACCGCAAGACCAUGGUGCUUGCCUACGGAGCUGCAAGGGGAACUGCCCCUCCCUACCUUCAGGCUAUGUUCAAACCCUACACCCCAACCUGAGUACUCCGUUCUGCCACCCCCUGAGGCUAGGACAGCGGAGUCCUUGCCCAUUUUCCAAAAAUGUCUGAAACCCUACCUCUUCAAAGAGUAUCUUAAGUAAUCCCACAUCCUUUCGUGAACUAACACUCACACUUGACUUUUUCCCUCCUUACUAGCACUGACUUUGCUGAUAGCUACUUUAUUGAGGAAAAAUGUACUUACUAUAACUGAGAUAUGUGGUUUGUCCACCUAGCUAUCUUAGAGAUGCACUAUGCAGAAAUCGCUCAGCCCAAACAUUAUAAUAGUUAGCCUAAUUUCAGUUUAUGUGACAAAACAAGCAAGUAUAGUGUAGAGAAUCAUUGUACCAUCUAAACCGCUGUGAAAUAUAUUUUCCAUAACCAAAAAUAUUGUAUUUUCAGCUGUUUGAAGCUGGUGUACAAAACCCAAAGUAAAAGACGAAAAAUCUGAACUUAAGCACAAAAACAACAAAAAAGGGGGAUACCUAGUCAGUUGUACAACUGAAUGCAUUCAACAGAAAUGUGUCUUCCGCAUUUAACCCAACCCCUCUGAAUCAGAGAGGUGCGGGGGGCUGCCUUAAUCGACAUCCACGUCAUCGGCGCCCGGGGAACAGUGGGUUAACUGCCCUGCUCAGGGGCAGAACGACAGAUGUUUACCUUGGGGAUUCGAUCCAGCUACCUUUCAGUGACUGGCCCAAAGCUCCUAGCCGCCAGGCUACCUGCCGCCCCUAGAACAGAUCUACCACUUUUCAAUUAGAAUGACUGAUCAAUAACUCACAUUUCUAUGUGAAGUUUGUCAGGUAGCCCAAAAAGUUACAUAUUGCAUCUUUAAGAUGAAUGCACUAACUGUAUGUCGCUCUAGAUAAGAUGAAUCAACUGUAAAUGUAGGAGAUGUGACAGAGACAGCAUACAGGGGAGGUGAACCCUGACCCUGUGCCCACAUCCUGAACCUCUCCAAGGACCCCCUCUGGUAGAGGAAUUAAACAUUAAUGCUUUUUAGGAUUCAUUGCAUCUACCCCCAGCUGCCAAGGCCUCUGUGAUAACGAUAGCACUUCCUUCACGAUUCCCCUGGAGAGAGCUUUCCUUCCCUGAUUUCGCCUUCUUUUUGAGGAUCAAUCAUAUCCUGUGUCAUCACAGGUGAAUUUUUCUCUGGCUGUGAAUAAUUAUUUUGCUUUGUUGUUGACAUUAUAUUAGCUGGUAGGGUUGCACUAGGCAUGUCAAAUGUGGAAAUUGCCAGUAAAUGUUUUAUUCGGUUUUCAGGUUCUUUGCAGAUGGUCUUCGAUGCUUUUUAGAUGCAUUUUUUUAUAUCCACAUUUGAAAAUGUAUUAAUUUCUGCUCUGUUAAUAUUGCCAUGUCUAUUUACCUUUAGGGGAAGGAGACUGAGGAAGAAGAUGAUGUGGCAGUCAACAUGGAAAAAGAUCGAUUUAUGGAUGAGUUCUUUGUACAGGUAAGCCCCAGAUGUGUGUGUGUGUGUGUGUGUGUGUGUGUGUGUGUGUGUGUGUGUGUGCUAUGUGAGCGACGGGUGCUCUGUGUAUGUACACCACUGAGAUGUACACAAACUCUAUACACAGGCACUGCACAGGACAACUAAAUUCUGAGGUCCAUUAAAUUAUUCAAAACAUUGUAGUCCCGUGUAGCUCAGUUGGUAGAGCAUGGCGCUUGCAACGCCAGGGUUGUGGGUUCGAUUCCCACGGGGGACCAGUUGGGGGAAAAACAUGUAUGCACUCACUAACUGUAAGUCGCUCUGGAAAAGAGCUUCUACUAAAUGACUAUAAUGUAAAUGUUUAACAAAGUGCCUUUUAUAUCUCUACUGAAAUACUUGUAAUUUAGCUAAGAGGUCCCAUUAGCGUCAUCUAAAGUUGCAAACAAGAAACCUGUAUUUGAGGUUAAAUAACAAUGUGCUGAAGCAACGUUUGGCUUGCCUUCCUCUCCCACCAUUUGCAUCUUACUCUUUUACACAGUUUUAAUCCUAACACAGACAGCAGCCGACUGUUGGCCAGAUCUGGUUUGUUGGUGCAACAUAUAUGGCUUAGUGCUGGCACAGAAACUUGUCAUAUGGUCCAGAUUUGGUACGAAUGUGGGAUAUGCGCACUAGGGGAGAGUUGGCACUUUGCUUAUGGGCAGGUCUAGCUUUUUCACAGCGAACAUCUGGUUAAUGUAUGGCAACCAGACCUGGCCUACUUGUGGACCAUAAUUUCAUGUGGUAACUGGGCCAAAAGGUAAGUGGUUAUCUUCUAGAUGUGGACCAUAUUUGGGCCAGAAAACAAAACCCACCAGCAGCAUUUACACAAAUAUAGGCUAGCUCCUUUAGCAUUGGUUUCCGUGGACAGGAGAAGGCCACGGAAAGUUCAGCCUACGGCAGCACAAUUAAUCAAAUUCACAUCGAAAUCGCAGAAUUUACAUGUGCAAUAUCCAUAUCGCAAGAGAUCCAUAUCGCAUGCAAUAUUUUGAAACACAUCUCAGCCGUGUAACAUCCGUUUUUAUAGUUUUCUCCUCUUGUGGCUGCUUCCCACACACACCAAGCCACGCCCCCUGUCACUCAAGCAGCGCAGUUCCUCCUCCUCACUGUUAGAUUCAAUAUAAAUUUGCAUGCUGUUCUGUUGGGUCAUAUGCAGUCAACCGAUUGUUCCAAACAAGAAUGAUGCUGCUUUCCAGUUUGCGUCUUAAUAUACACUGUAAGUCAUUAUAUUUCUAUGAUUCCAACACUUCACUCAAGUGUUUUGAUCUAUAUCGCGCUUCAAAUAACAAUAUUUGGUAAAGAAAUCGCUAUUCGAUUUUUUUUGCCCAUAUCGUGCAGCCCUAGUUCAGUAAGUGGUGCUGACUCUGAGUUGAGGAUGUCUACUGCAAUUCAUCUGGAGUUGAUCCAGUUUCUAACACUAGCUACUUCCAUAAUAGAACAGGCCCUUGAUAUGCGUGAAGCAGCGGGGUUGCCCUGUUCGUGCUCAGCUUUUGAGCUCUGAAGUCAAUAGAUCUCACUGUAGGCAAUGUCUUGCGCUCCCAAUUACAGAUGUUCAAGCCCCUGCGUCAUUACUUCAGACACGUCUUCCGCGAGCUGCCCUCUCCCACAGUAAGGGAUCAGUCAUCAAAGAGCCCAUGCCGUGUCUAGAUACACAUCAAAAUUAAGCCAUCAAACAUACACUACCGUUCAAAAGUUUGGGGUCACUUAGAAAUGUCCUUGUUUUCGAAAGAAAAUCACAUUAAAUAGUACCCGCAAAACACCAGUUUCAACGUCAACAGGAUGCUGACCUAGGCAGAGUUGCAAAGAAAAGAUUAAGAUGGGCAGUCUGAGAUAUGGCUUUUUCUUUGCAACUCUGCCUAGAAGGUCAGCAUCCCGUAGUCGCGUCUUCACUGUUGACGUUGAGACUGGUGUUUUGCGGGUACUAUUUAAUGAAGCUGCCAGUUGAGGAACUGUGAGGCACUUGUUUCUCAAACUAGACACUCUAAUGUAUUUGUCCUCUUGCUCAGUUGUGCACCGGGGCCUCCCACUCCUCUUUCUAUUCUGGUUAGAGCCAGUUUGCGCUGUUCUGUGAAGGGAGUAGUACACAGCGUUGUACGAGAUCUUCAGUUUCUUGGCAAUUUCUCGCAUGGAAUAGCCUUCAUUUCUCAGCACAAGAAUAGACUGAUGAGUUUCAGAAGAAAGUUCUUUGUUUCUGGACAUUUUGAGCCUGUAAUCGAACCCACAAUUGCUGAUGCUCCAGAUACUCAACUAUUCCCAAGAUGGCCAGUUUUAUUGCUUCUUUAAUCAGCACAACAGUUUUCAGCUGUGCUAACAUAAUUGCAAAAGGGUUUUCUAGUGAUCAAUUUGCCUUUUAAAAUGAUAAACUUGGAUUAGCAAACACAACGUGCCAUUGGAACACAGGACUGAUUGAUGGUUGCUGAUAAUGGGCCUCUGUACGUCUAUGUAGAUAUUCCAUUAAAAAUCUGCCGUUUCCAGCUACAAUAGCCAUUUACAACAUUAACAAUGUCUACACUGUAUUUCUGAUCAAUUUGAUGUUAUUUUAAUGGACAAUAAAAGACCCCAAACUUUUGAACGGUAGUGUAUGCCUCUAUGGUGCUAUCUAAGGACCGACCAUAGAGAUGAGCUAUCUGUGUUUGACAUUAGCAUGGUACAUGCAGUACUGUACUGAACCUGCUGAUUUCAUUUAUUUAUCAUCCGAUCCCUUACCCUCCGACUGGCUUAUUCAAACCUCCCCCUCACCUCUCCUAUGAUGCAACACUUCCUAUAUUCCCAAGACAAUGCAUUCUUAAUCAACUUACCUGAUCAAAUAAAGGUGGAUAAAUAAAUAAAUAAAUUGAAUUUAGCUCUAAAUACACCUUAUUCCACAGAGACUGUGAUGGUAUAAUAACUUAAAUCCCCUCUGCUCUCGCACUCGUCUCUCUCUAUGACUCAUUGAAGUCUUCCUGGCAUUGUCUCCCUCUACUUUAACAGCCGUUUUCCCAUCAGGCUGCCCACAUGCAGUGUCUGAGCUCUCGAACAGCACACUUAAAUACUACACCCUGCUGAGCUGUAGAGUAGCACCAUACUCAGCUGAGAAUCUCCCUAGCUACCAGGCACUGUGCAGCGUCUGUAGUGGUGGAAUAUAAACAUUGACGUAACCAACAUCUCUGUCUCUCUCCUCCAGGAGUGAUAUUUAGACCAGCUCCCUAUAGACACACUGCACGCUGAUGACAUCACUGAGCCUAUAACAAAGUGUGGUGUGCUGUGAUAGGGCUGAUAGAUAGAAGGGGAGUUGGAAUGGAAUGGGCCCAAUACUGUUUGACGUAUUUAUGACUGUUAUAUUGGGCUAAGGGCUUCGCUGUAUACUAAGCAGCAUAUCUACACAGAAGAGACUGCAUGGCCUACAUCAAGUGAAUAGCUCUAUGUUUGCUUGCCUGUUUUGAUUAGGCAAUUGGCCUCUAACAUGCUAACAGAUGUUUUUGUCUCCCCAAAUCUGAGUGAUGAUAUAACACAUUUGUACAAACAGAAAUCAUAUUAAGUAUAGAUGUUAUGUUUUUUUUAAUGGGCUUCUUUCUGGGUUCUACAUCAUUACCUGGUCUGCUUGUGGAUGGCCUCCUCAAGUGGGCUUGUUGUAUAAUGUCUCCCUCUCUGUUGUACCAGGUGGAGGAGAUCCGAGGCUUCAUCGAGGAGCUCUCAGAGAAGGUGGAGGAGGUGAAGAGACAACACAGCGCCAUCUUGGCCGCCCCCAAUCCUGACGAAAGUAAGGCUCUCUUCUCUACUCUUCCUCCCUGGAUGAAAGGAUGAGCGAUAGAACAAGGGAGAGGGAAAGGGUAGGUGGUAGGUCAUGAAAUGAGUUGGGAGAGAUGUUUGUGAAAUGGUAUCACCUCUAUCUGCCUCCUACACACACACAUACUCACAAACACAGUCAUCGGUAGUGCAUGUCACCUCUGAACCUCACUCUUUCAUUACAGCCUAGUUAUAAAUCAAGAGUUAAUAUCUGUUGAGCCCACAUGCUACAAUAGCAAGCCCAAUGUUACUCUCAACCCGCAAUGUAUUCUUCUCACACCCCUACUGUUUUCUUAUCAGUGAUAGCAGCACAGGUAGUGUGUGAAAAGGAGAGGAGACUCUGAAACAAUGGUUGUUCAACUCUUCAAACAAGUUCAGGAAUUUAAGAAUUUACUUGUUGAAUUGAAGUGGAGAAAAGCCCAUUAUGUGAAUGGACUGAAUGGAGUUCAAAUGCAUUGACCCCAGCCCUGGCAUGAGGACUUUGGUGUUGUUGAUGUGGAAGGUCACUCACUCCCUGGAGAGACGUGUGUGACCCUCAUCUCAUCCUCGUUCACUGAACAAUACAGGCCAUGACCCCAAGAGGGGGUUUGAAUUCACACCACACUUACUUUCAGUAUGCAAGUUAGUGAGUCAGUGUGCCACAUCUUCAUUUUAAUUAGUGUUUAAAUAUCCUUCUGUUUUAUUUGGAAGUGAUAAUAUAGUAAUUUAAUUGCAUUGUAUACAAUAAUACAUGUAGUCAUGCUUGGCUGCAUUUGGCACCCCAAAAAUGCUCCUAUUUUUUAUCAAUCAAAAACUAUUCAACAUGGCCAAUUAAUUAAGAGAUUUCUCUAAUAAGCACUCAUCUCCAAUGCAUUCUGAUUGGCCAGACAGGUCUGGCCUUGCAGAGAGGUUCAUUUAAGGCUUGAGAAGAACCACAUGGCUUAAGACGCUGAUGGAAAAAGAAACCCUCCAUUUGCAUCUGAUUUAUAUUCAUCGACAGAUACAGACAAGUCAUGUGAAAUAUAUGAAUAUAUUCGAAUUAUAGACUACUCCCGUGGGGCAAUUUUCCCUUGGGUUGCAUUUGGAGAGCGAUGCAAUGUUCCAUCUCCCAUUAAGUCUUAUUAGAUUAAUAUUGGUGUAAUUACCAAAGCACUUUAGCUAGCAUAGCGUAGGGAAGUGUCUGUGUGUUGAAUUCACAGUGACACUCAUGACAUUUCACUGAAGUACAGAGAGAAAUGCUUUAAUUUGUUGAUCUGUUUUGCUGUCAUUAGAGGAGAAGUGGAGUAAAAUAAAUAUAUAACAUUAUUUUUUUGAGGGGAAACAAUCUCAAUAAAAACUAAUCGAAACUGUAGAAAUGAUAAUGGACCUACAUUUAUAGUUUCUUCACCUGACCAGCUUGCUAACAGUAAUCAAAAAAAAUUCUAGACAGUCAGGGAGCAUCGAAAAUUCCAAAAGUGAUGGAUAGCGGACUAUGUUUUUCUAAUUUUCACAGAGAGGAAAUGCAACCAAUUUUAAGUGUGGCCCGUGGGGCAAAAUGAGUUUGACACCCCUGCCCUGAUCGAUAGGGCAGUUACUACCCUAGCGCUACACCUAGAGAGAAGCAUGGGACCUGUUAUUUGAUGAAAUGACGAUUUAGGCGCGAUUUCUUCCAACCUAUUGUCUCAUCAUGUCAUUGGAUGUAUCUAAGCCUUAACACGUCUAUGUGCUCCGAGGUCCCUGUCAAAGUAGAAGAAGAACCCUGCAUCAUUAAUGCAGGUUAGAGAAGACCUUUGCCCCCAUUAAUGUGCUGCCGACAGUGACACACACAAGCUCGUCAUCAUCUGCAACAGAUGAACUUGACCUCCGUGUUUUGUCACACACUCAGCCUACCCUCGUUGUCAGGGUCACAGCAGGCAGAAAUGAGUUGUCAGUGCUGGGGCUGGAACAACACUGCUGCUGCAUUCUGAUGUAUGAUUAGCGAGAAGAGCCAGGGUUAGGGUUAAUGUUCCUCACACAUACCAUAACAGAGACUGGCUGUCUUACCCACUUGUUUUGACUGUUGAGACCUAGCCCAAAACCGUAUGUGGGGCUUAGAAGUAGGGUGAAAUGACCAUAUCUCUGUGUGGGUGGUGUGGUCUGUGCAGCCCACUGAGAAGAUGACUGAUGCUGGGAGCUGGCUGAUGUGGGACAGGAACUAGGUCAUCACCACCAAAGCAUCCCUGAUCUUCCAUUUGAUGUAUUCUUUUGAUUUAUUUAGGAAUCUUUUACCCCUCUCGGGAAGAUGUUUCAGUAGGUAUUAAAGCUUUUCAGCAUCUGGUGAUAUGGCUGGGGGUCUUUUGAUGUUAUUUUCUUCUUUGCUGGAAGAAUCAGAAACAAACUCACAUUCAAAUGUGUUUUUUUAAAACUUUCUAUCAACAGAAACUAAGGCAGAGCUGGAGCAGCUGAUGACAGACAUAAAGAAGUUUGCAAACAAAGUGCGCUCCAAGUUAAAAAGUAUGUCGCAAACACACAACCAUUGGUCUCUGUCUUUCACUCCCCUCUCGAUGCUAAAUCAUGUGAUUACCUGAACAUUCUACCUUUACUGUGACACAAGCUUUGGCCAGAUUAUCUUAAAAAACUAAUCCAGGGCCUUGUUUCCCAGUUGUAAUGUAACUUUUGCAUUAUGAUGAUUGUACCAGAUGCAUCGUUAUUUACGAGCCAACUUUUAAAGUGUUACCCAAACAAGCAUGUAGAGAGAACGUUAAUUCGCUAAGUGCGUCGUUAGACCAUGUGUCGAUACUGAUAGGAUCGAAAGAAAAGCAGCGCUGCCCUCGGAUCAGCUUUCUCCAUUCAAAUCUUACCUUAAUAUUAUAAUUAUUCCACAAUGCUGACAGUGGAUCCGCUCCUAGAGAGUUACUGUAUUACCACAUAGGGCUGUAAAUAGGCUAUUGAGGCGGCUUAUUAUGCUUACCCAAUAAUAAUGCACCAAAUCACAGAUUGAGCACAUGUACAUUUUAGUCACACAUCAUGAAACACAUUCAGGGAAAAAUUACAGACAGUAGCCUGUUCGCAAAAUAUAAUAUAAUUGAUAAUAUGAUUGAAAUAGCCUAUAUAGGACCAUGUAGCCUAUGUAUCUUUUAACCCAUAAGAGUCCAAGCCCUGUCUAAGCCGGGUGGGUGAGGGGUGGGGGUGGGAUUUCUACUUAGCUAUAUGGAAUUGUUUUAAGAAGGUCAUACCAAGGAUCAUUUUGCCAUUUGAUUUAGAAUUUUAAGACAACUAUAAAUAUAAAUAUUGAUGAAAAAUACUUUUUGGCCUUACUGCUAUUAGCCCAUACAAACGCAUGGAAUAACAGAUAGUCCCCCCAAAAAAUAUAAAGGAAGUUUGUUCUGAAGUGUCCGGAAGAGAAAGAUCAGGAAACAUGUAUUUAACCCCUUAUUUUUUUACCCCGAUCUGACCACCCGUUAGCCUAUCCAUUGUUACAUAAUGAAAGGUGGGAAAACAAAACUACUGUUUGUUUCCCUGGUUGAGUUGAUGAGCUGAUUUGGGCCAUCAGUUGAUUGACAGAUGUAGGCCUACUGUAGAACGAUAAACUUUCUUCCAGUGAGGAUGCUCGUCCACGUUUUAUAGUUAGGCUAUGUAUAAUUUGUCAAUAUACGGUAUACUGAACAAAAAUAUAAAUGCAACAUGCAAAGUGUUGGUCCCAUGUUUCUUGAGCUGAAAUAAAAGGUCCCAGAAAUGUUCCAUACGCACAAAAAGCGUAUUUCUCUCACAUUUUGUGCCCGCAUUUGUUUUCAUCCCUGUUAGCGAGCAUUUCCCCUUUGCCAAGAUAAUCCGUCCAUCUGACAGGUGUGGCAUAUCAAGAAGCUGAUUAAACAGCAUGACCAUUACACAGGUGCACCUUGUGCUGGGGAUAAUAACAGGCCAGUCUAAAAUGUGCAGUUUUGUCACACAACACAAUGCCACAGAUGUCUCAUGUUUUGAGGGAGCAUGCAAUUGGCAUGCUGACUGCAGGAAUGUCCACCAGAGCUGUUGCCAGAGAAUUGUAUGUUAAUUUCUCUACCUCCAACGUCGUUUUAGAGAAUUUGGCAGUACGUCCAACUGGCCUCACAACCUCAAACCACGUGUAACCACGCCAGCCCAGGACCUCCACAUCCGGCUUCUUCACCUGCGGGAUCGUCUGAGACCAGCCACCCGGACACAUGAUGAAACUGAGGAGUAUUUCUCUAUAAUAAAGCCCUUUUGUGGGGAAAAAACGAAUAUGAUUGGCUGGGCCUGGCUCCCCAGUGGGUGGUGCUGGCUCCUAAGUGGGUGGGCCUAUGCCCUCCCAUGGCUGCGCCCCUGCCCAGUCAUGUGAAAUCGAUAUAUUAGGGCCUAAUGAAUUUAUUUCAAUUGACUGAUUUCCUUAUAUGAACUGUAACUCAGUAAAAUCGUUGAAAUUGUGCUCCAGGUAAGUAGUUAAAUGUAACAAAAGGUUCUUGCACUUCAAAAUAGUUCCAACAAAGUUCUUCUCAGAAGAGGUAUUUACAGAGGUAGAGUAACAAACAGGGCAAAACAAAAUAACUCCACGAGGGCAGAAAAAACAACUAAAGAUACUUAGAAAGCUUCCCUUGGAAAGACACGGUGGACAAAGCAGGAGACACAUAGCCAGACUCAAAACCAAGUGAGGAACAGGAAGAAACACAGCUAAAACUACUCAGGUGAAACAAGGCCAGUGGACCUGGAUCAGCUAAUAAGGACACCGAGGAAGAACUAGGCAGAGGGGAACACAGAUGACCUCUAGAGGCCGGAGACAAACAGGAGGCAGGAAGCUGACAGUUGCAUGUUGCAUUUAUAUUUUUGUUCAGUAUAGUUCUGGUCUUUGGUGUGGAUUGAAAGCCUGUAUUGUGUGGCUUUAAUAUUGUAUUUCUCAAAGCUGUCAAGAUGUUUAUGUAUUUGAGCCUAUCCAAAGACGAUUUUGUUGAGCUCAGACAAUUUUCUUUGAUGUGUAAAUUAUCAGACUAUUCGUUUUACUUCUUGAAAACAUUGAAAUAAACGCAAUGAACUUGUGGGCCUAAUGUAGGCAAAGGCUGGUCACUAUUUCGCCCAGCACUGGGCGCGAACUUACGAGGCUCGGAGCACACUGCUCAGACCAGUGCACAACGGCAGUUCAUAUUCACAAUGCUCUAGCAUGCACUAAGAAUACUAUGAAUACUGAUGAUACAUAGGCGUGUCGUUUUUAAUUCUUUUGUUUUAAGCCUCCCCAAACCAUAGCCCUAACCUUAACCACUCUGAACUAAUGCCUAAACUCUUAACCUUUAAAUUGUUUCUGUUUUAACCUUGUAACCACGCGGAAUUAAGGCCCAACUCGGUGGAAAAUCUGUCUCCCUCCAGCAAGUGGCGUGUUUUCGUUGUUUUGCCCACCAAGCAAGGAGUUUUUGUAUGGAGGUCAAUGAGUGUCGAAUUUGGUCAACAAAAAAAAGGAAUGGCUAAAUUGCUAUGUGAGGUUUAUUUGAUCAAGUAUACGUUUCGUGAUGCUUAAGUUGUUACGAGUGUACUGAUAUAAGUAGGACGUGGCAUCCCGGCAACUUUGAGAAAAAACACUUUAUAUUUUAGUUGUGUCGAGAUGGCUGUGCAUAUUCAUGGCAUGAAGCUAGUAGCAUAGCAUCUCCCUCCUUUGAAUACAGACGGUUGACGUCAACAACCCUCAUCGAAUAUUCAAAAAAAGAUUACAAUAAUGAGAUGUAUCCACCAAUCCAAAGAAACGAUAGGCAGGAGCUAGACAGCCCGUCAUGCCGCUUUGUGGACAACGACUCCCAUUAUUAGGGCGUGAGACGUAUCUUGUCAGUAUAUCCAUAAUCUUUGACGUUCAUCCAUGAGUCAAAGGGCAGUGGGCCGGAUUCGAACCCAUGCCGACUCUGGCAUAUGUGUGCCAGGGUCAGUGGCUGUAACUCCUGGACCACACAGGUAUUGAUUCUGCCUAUUGCUUGCCUUCAACAUAUAAUAAAACAAUUGAUCUAAAACAACUGAUUUUCCCUAAAGAAAAAUAAGUCUACCCCCUACAAAUAUGUAAAUGUAUUAUAAUCCACAUAAGAAUUCACAAGAGACACGAUGUAGCCUGCAUAAAGUACAAUGUGGGUACGGUACUGCAUUGUAUAUACAAACACUGCUUCCAGCUGCGCCUUGGCGGCGAUUCAACAUAUUUAUUCAGACAUUCAAAUCAUCCUGCUGCAAGAUUAUUAUACUCCUGCGACGAAAGGGGUCAAAUUAAGACGUAACAUUUGCAUUUUGGCUGCUCUACGGGACUCGUAAAUGUGCAAAGGUUUUUAAGAGCCACGUUACUAACGAAGUCUCUGCGAAACACCUUGUCUACUAAAGAUACAUCGUAAGAAGGUUCUAACGAUGAUAUUAACGCUCUGAGAAACGAGGCCCAGGUUCUUCAUUAAUUAGACAAUCUGAAUAAAUGGUACUGGUAAUGGUAGAUUAAUUCUUCUUCUCGCUCUCUGUUCCCUACAGGCAUUGAACAGUCCAUAGAGCAUGAGGAGGCUUUAAGCAGGUCGUCUGCAGAUCUGAGGAUACGUAAGACACAGGUGGGUUAUGCUAUAUAUAGCAGGGACUUUCAAAUCUGAGUCUGUCGUUUUCAGGAUUGGAGUUGUCAUCCCUGCUGUACUGUAUGUGUAACUCUAGUCUAGUGAAUGGUGGAAAACUCUUGAUGGACAGUGUAACAUCCUGCAUCAUUCCCUACCAGCAUUCCACGUUGUCUCGGAAGUUUGUGGAGGUGAUGUCAGAGUAUAAUGCCACGCAGUCGGACUACCGGGAACGCUGCAAGGGCCGCAUCCAAAGACAACUGGAGAUUAGUGAGUAUGCUCUGUGUGUGUGUGUGUGUGUGUGUGUGUUCCUGAUAUUCGCUUAUCAGGAAUUGUGAUACGGUAUUGUGCAUGUUGGGCAUGAUAGCUUUACAGAGUACAUAGUUACACACCGCACGAAUGGGUUGAUUUUGUUUUGGUUUUAUUUCCCCGUUCCCAAUUUUGUUUGUCUAUUUUUAACACUGUUUCCCCAAAGCAUUUAUUUUAUGCAUUCUUAAUAUUGGCUGGGAUUCCUAAUGUUUGUUUGAGGUGUAGGUGUGUAUGCUAAUUUAUUAGCAUAUAUUUAUGUUGAAUGCAUCUGUUCACUUGCAUAAUUCAAGGACGCGUUUCAUGAGUAAUGGAAGGCAGGUGGAUCAUGUAAACUUUAGGGCUGUGUAGUCAACUUUGAUCAGGACAACCCAUUGGUGACACGCAUGUGUGUGUGUUUUGCAAAUGUGUGUGUGUUUGACAGGAGGUUGGUGGCACCUUAAUUGGGGAGGACGGGCUCGUGGCAAUGACUGGAUUGGAAUCAGUAGAAUGGUAUCAAAUACAUCAAACACAUGGUUUGAUGCCAUCCCAUUUGCUCUGUUUCAGCCAUUAUUUUGAGCCGUCCUCCCCUCAGCAGCCUCCACUGGUGUGUUUUGCAUAUGUAAUGAGGGCUUUGAGAAUCGCCUCAUGUUUUAAGACGCUCUUUAAAUUGUUUAAUCUGUUAGAACCUUGUUGUUUCUGGAAGGAGUGUGUGUGUGUGUGUGUGUGUGUGUGUGUGUGUGUGUGUGUGUAACUGAGAAAUCAAGCCAAUGCUCGAGAUAUUGAUCUGGUUAAUUUAAAAAGGCAUCAUGGGAAUAGCAGUAAACAAGGUGAGGAGGCCGACAAUGUCAUUCCAAUCUUCUAUUUUAAUAUCCUUUUAAAAAUUAAUUUAUCCUCUCACUCAUGCAGUUUAGACUGCGUUUAAUAAACCUUGAAGCGAUCAUUGAAACAGUUUUCCGGUUUUCUCUGGAGGUGUGUGUGUUGCACUGUAAUUUCAGCUCCAGAUGACGGUAGUGAGGAGAUAACACCCAUAGGGGUUUAUUGAGCAGAAUAUAAUAUAAACAUUGAAGUCACUCAGGCUGGAAGCAAAUGACGUGAGGCAGAAUGGGGAAAGAUUGACUCUGAAAUGAUUAGAGAUGUAGAGACAAGCUCCUCUUGGGUUCUCCAACAAGCUUCACUAUUGGAGAAGUGUGGGGAUACCAAAAUAGCCUCUUGUGGUUAGAUGAUUCUUCUCUCUUUUUCUUGGGCCUUGGUCCUACACCUAAAACUCUUACAUUAGCAUCAUGGUGUAAUGGCUUAUGCUUUUUGACACUGUACAUGAAUGUGUAUUGACAUUUACAACUUCAUAUGAAUCCAACUGUCAAAAUGUGUUUGUUCAUUUGUCUCAAGAAGUCAUGCAAUUGCUAGCCUGUGUUUCAAGCCUGCUCCUGGAAAAAAUAUGACAUCAUUUUAAUUCAGUUUAAUUGACCAUCUCAAACAAGGAAUAUGUAGAUAGGUAUCAAAGGGACUCCCCCUCAAAACUUGAGGUUGAUUAAACAGGCAUGUGUGACAGCUUCUGUGACUACCCUGUCUAAAUCCCCAGCCUUCCACAAGAUGUGUGUGUUUGUGUGUGUGUGUGUCCCAGGUGAGCUGCAGGUGUGUUGCAGCCAGGAAGUGCUAGCAGCGCUGAGUCAAUAUUGAACCAGGCGGAGCAGCACACACAACAGAAGUCCUGCAGCUGAACCUCCACACAUACACACACACACACUGCACAGUCAUACACAGCCAUAAGGCAUUAUACAUAGCUAUAGAGUGUUAUACCCAGUCAUAAAGCAUUGUAGGCCUACACAUCUCACAGGUCUCUUUCCAAACAUUUAGAGAAACGUCCUAGUCAAAUAAUAAUUAAAUACUUUUAAGGAGCGUUAUCAACAACCGGAAGACAUCAUGCCAAGCCAUAGAUUGUUGUACAGCCAUAGAGUGUUUAUACAUAGGCUACAGUGUUAUACACAUUGUUGAUACUCGCAAAUUGACCUUUGCUCUAUUCGCAUCGUCACUACCACAUUGUCUGCUCUCCAGUGUAAUGUGGGGCAGUGUGGGAAUCUGCCAUUUACCUGUGAGUGGGAGGCUGACUAGGCUAGGGGAUGAGAUGAGGAGGUGGUGUUGAUAGCCCUGGGUCCCCGCAGAGUGGAGAGAGAAUGAGGGGGUGGAACAAGGGUUAGCCUUAGGGCUCACCUGGGAAUAGAGGGGUGAACAGAUCCAUAGUGGAAGUGUGUGCACACACUCAUUAACACAUGUACACCUACAGUGGGGGAAAAAAGUAUUUAGUCAGCCACCAAUUGUGCAAGUUCUCCCACUUAAAAAGAUGAGAGACGCCUGUAAUUUUCAUCAUAGGUACACGUCAACUAUGACAGACAAACUGAGAGAAAAAAAUCCAGAAAAUCACAUUGUAGGAUUUUUAAUGAAUUUAUUUGCAAAUUAUGGUGGAAAAUAAGUAUUUGGUCACCUACAAACAAGCAAGAUUUCUGGCUCUCACAGACCUGUAACUUCUUCUUUAAGAGGCUCCUCUGUCCUCCACUCGUUACCUGUAUUAAUGGCACCUGUUUGAACUUGUUAUCAGUAUAAAAGACACCUGUCCACAACCUCAAACAGUCACAAUCCAAACUCCACUAUGGCCAAGACCAAAGAGCAGUCAAAGGACACCAGAAACAAAAUUGUAGACCUGCACCAGGCUGGGAAGACUGAAUCUGCAAUAGGUAAGCAGCUUGGUUUGAAGAAAUCAACUGUGGGAGCAAUUAUUAGGAAAUGGAAGACAUACAAGACCACUGAUAAUCUCCCUCGAUCUGGGGCUCCACGCAAGAUCUCACCCCGUGGGGUCAAAAUGAUCACAAGAACGGUGAGCAAAAAUCCCAGAACCACACGGGGGGACCUAGUGAAUGACCUGCAGAGAGCUGGGACCAAAGUAACAAAGCCUACCAUCAGUAACACACUACGCCGCCAGGGACUCAAAUCCUGCAGUGCAAGACAUGUCCCCCUGCUUAAGCCAGUACAUGUCCAGGCCCGUCUGAAGUUUGCUAGAGUGCAUUUGGAUGAUCCAGAAGAGGAUUAGGAGAAUGUCAUAUGGUCAGAUGAAACCAAAAUAGAACUUUUUGGUAAAAACUCAACUCGUCGUGUUUGGAGGACAAAGAAUGCUGAGUUGCAUCCAAAGAACACCAUACCUACUGUGAAGCAUGGGGGUGGAAACAUCAUGCUUUGGGGCUGUUUUUCUGCAAAGGGACCAGGACGACUGAUCCGUGUAAAGGAAAGAAUGAAUGGGGCCAUGUAUCGUGAGAUUUUGAGUGAAAACCUCCUUCCAUCAGCAAGGGCAUUGAAGAUGAAACAUGGCUGGGUCUUUCAGCAUGACAAUGAUCCCAAACACACCGCCCGGGCAACGAAGGAGUGGCUUCGUAAGAAGCAUUUCAAGGUCCUGGAGUGGCCUAGCCAGUCUCCAGAUCUCAACCCCAUAGAAAAUCUUUGGAGGGAGUUGAAAGUCUGUGUUGCCCAGCGACAGCCCCAAAACAUCACUGCUCUAGAGGAGAUCUGCAUGGAGGAAUGGGCCAAAAUACCAGCAACAGUGUGUGAAAACCUUGUGAGGACUUACAGAAAACGUUUGACCUGUGUCAUUGCCAACAAGGUAUAUAACAAAGUAUUGAGAAAUUUCUUUUUAUUGACCAAAUACUUAUUUUCCACCAUAAUUUGCAAAUAAAUUCAUUAAAAAUCGUACAAUGUGAUUUUCUGGAUUUUUUUUUUCCCUCAUUUUGUCCCGUCAUAGUUGCACGUUAUUGUUCAUGUCAGAAGUACAUGUCAAUAUGCAUCCACUGCCAUGUGUUUCAAGUCCUGCUCACUGCGAAAAAAUAUGACAUCAUUUUAAUUCAGUUUAAUUGACCAUCUCAAACAAGGAAUAUGUAGAUAGGUAUCAAAGGGACUCCCCCUCAGAACUUGAGGUUGAUUAAACAGGCAUGUGUGACAGCUUCUGUGACUACCCUGUCUAAAUCCCCAGCCUUCCACAAGAUGUGUGUGUUUGUGUGUCCCAGGUGAGCUGCAGGUGUGUUGCAGCCAGGAAGUGCUAGCAGCGCUGAGUCAAUAUUGAACCAGGCGGAGCAGCACACACAACAGAAGUCCUGCAGCUGAACCUCCACACAUACACACACACACACUGCACAGUCAUACACAGCCAUAAAGCAUUAUACAUAGCUAUAGAGUGUUAUACCCAGUCAUAAAGCAUUGUAGGCCUACACAUCUCACAGGUCUCUUUCCAAACAUUUAGAGAAACGUCCUAGUCAAAUAAUAAUUAAAUACUUUUAAGGAGCGUUAUCAACAACCGGAAGACAUCAUGCCAAGCCAUAGAUUGUUGUACAGCCAUAGAGUGUUUAUACAUAGGCUACAGUGUUAUACACAUUGUUGAUACUCGCAAAUUGACCUUUGCUCUAUUCGCAUCGUCACUACCACAUUGUCUGCUCUCCAGUGUAAUGUGGGGCAGUGUGGGAAUCUGCCAUUUACCUGUGAGUGGGAGGCUGACUAGGCUAGGGAUGAGAUGAGGAGGUGGUGUUGAUAGCCCUGGGUCCCCGCAGAGUGGAGAGAGAAUGAGGGGUGGAACAAGGGUUAGCCUUAGGGUGUGUGUUUACAUACGCACACACACACAUAUACACACGUGUCCUGAUUGGGCGCUGGGUUGCCACGCCAGAUGUUACUUUUGUCCUUGCCAAUCACGAAUGAGUCACUCAUGACACUCACUCCUCCCAAUGGCAAUUAGUGAAAGGGCAUACUCAUUAAUUUAGCUGUACCAAGAGGUUAUGACAUGCAGAUUAAUAUGUUGAAAAAUAUAUAAUACUGUCACUACCUGCUACCUCUAACCAACCAAGGUUUAUAAAUUGACAAAUGUGAGACGUGAGAGUUAUUCAGCUUCUCUUGAAGGAGUGCCGCACACAGCCCUGAGCCCAAAUAGGGAGAGGAAAGAGAGAGGGACUGUUAUUGGGUAUGGCAGUGGCUGAGGUUAUUGGGUAUGGCAGUGGCUGAGGUUAUUGGGUAUGGCAGUGGCUGAGGUUAUUGGGUAUGGCAGUGGCUGAGGUUAUUGGGUAUGGCAGUGGCUGAGGUUAUUGGGUAUGGCAGUGGCUGAGGUUAUUGGGUAUGGCAGUGGCUGAGGUUAUUGGGUAUGGCAGUGGCUGAGGUUAUUGGGUAUGGCAGUGGCUGAGGUUAUUGGGUAUGGCAGUGGCUGAGGUUAUUGGGUAUGGCAGUGGCUGAGGUUAUUGGGUAUGGCAGUGGCUGAGGUUAUUGGGUAUGGCAGUGGCUGAGGUUAUUGGGUAUGGCAGUGGCUGAGGUUAUUGGGUAUGGCAGUGGCUGAGGUUAUUGGGUAUGGCAGUGGCUGAGGUUAUUGGGUAUGGCAGUGGCUGAGGUUAUUGGGUAUGGCAGUGGCUGAGGUUAUUGGGUAUGGCAGUGGCUGAGGUUAUUGGGUAUGGCAGUGGCUGAGGUUAUUGGGUAUGGCAGUGGCUGAGGUUAUUGGGUAUGGCAGUGGCUGAGGUUAUUGGGUAUGGCAGUGGCUGAGGUUGGAUGGAUUCAGAAGUGGGAGGACAGAAGGACACUUGGAGGGAGGCAGAGGUCUUUUUUUAGGGUGUUAUGUCUAUAUGUGUGUAAGUGUGUGUGUGUAUGUGUCUUUGUACGCAUGUGUGUGGCCAUCACAUGUUGUGGCCUUUUUGUCACAAGCUGCCAUGCUAAAGCCUCACAGGGUCGGUCACUAAGGUUACAGACUUGAAAUAUCAAUUUCCCCCUGGAUGGAAUAGUGGAUUAGGCCCUCCUAUUGCCAACUGGUGUCACAAGAUAGCCCCAACACAUCUCUGCUUGUUGCUAGCAGGCACUUUUCAUUGGAAAGCUGUGGAAAGACAGGGAAGCAAUGUUGCGUGUGCAUGCUUUAUUUCAAAUAGUGAUAGUGUUAACAAUCUGUCUGUAAUACAACCAUGAUGGAACUCUACAACAUAGGUUUCUAUGGAUUGUUGUUUGGAUGAAUUCAAUCACUAAGACACAUUUAGUGAGUGAAACAAAAAAGCCCAUACUGUAUUAAUCAAAUAUGGUCUGUGUAAGUCAUUUGGGCGGCAGUAGCCUAGAGAUUAGAGAGGUGGACCAGUUCAAGCCCCGGGCCGGACAACACAAAAAUGGGAAUGCAACUGAACUGGCAGCUAGAAGGCUGCUGGUCUCUGAUCCCUAGAACCAUCUCCAGUUGUUGCCCUUGAGCAAGGCACUUAGCUGCACAGAAUUACUCUCCAUCCAGGGGCACUGCACCGCUGCUGACCCUGUGCCUCUCAACGUGUGUGUGUGUGUAUCUGGGGGUAUUGGGAAAGGCAGAAGACCAAUAUCAGUUUUAACCAAUGAACAAUAAAGUUGUAUUCUAUUCUGUAAGGAAUAUAUAGGGUGUCCAAUCAAAAACGCAUCUUUUGACCAAUGGGUAAAUAUGUUAAUUGUGUACAUAAUCCUCUAAGAAAACCAAUGGUCCAAACCUCAUGUUUCUAUCAUAAUCCGUUCAAACUUUAUUGGAGUUUUUACCCUUGUAGGAUGGUCAAAAUUAGGGCGACUAAAUCAGUGGAGGCCAGAGAAAAAAAUGUGUUAAAAAAUCAGGAAAAUAACAUUGCGUCAGCUAGGCUGGAUGAUGUGCGAGAAUUUAUGCUACCUGACAAGCUUAAUGUUAAUUAGAAACUGGAUGGGUCGAGCCCUGAAUGCUGAUUGGCUGAAAGCCGUGGUAUUGCAGACCGUAUACCACGGGUAUGACAAAACAUUUAUUUUUACUGCUCUUACGUUGGUAACCAGUUUAUAGUAACAAUAAGGCUCCUCGUGGGUUUGUGAUAUAUGGCCAAUAUACCACAGCUAAGGGCUGUGUCCAGGCCCUCUGCGUUGCAUUGUGCUUAAGAACAGCCCUUAGCCGUGGUAUAUUGGCCAUAUACCACACCCCCUUGUGCUUUAUUGCUUAAUGAUACACUACAUAACCAAAAGUUUGUGGACACCCCUUCAAAGUAGUGGAUUCGGCUAUUUCAGCCACACUCGUUGCUGACAGGUGUCUAAAAUCGAGCACACAGCCAUGCAAUCUCCAUAGACAAGCAUUGGCAGUAGAAUGGCCCGUACUGAAGAGCUCAGUGACUUUCAACGUGGCAUCGUCAUAGGAUGCCACCUUUCCAACAAGUCAGUUUGUCACAUUUCUGCCCUGCUAGAGCUGCUCCUGUCAACUGUAAGUGCUGUAGUGGAAAAGUCUAGGAGCAACAACGGCUCAGCCGCGAAGUGGUAGGCGACACAAGCUCACAGAACGGAAAUGCAGAGUGCUGAAGCGUGUAGCACGUAAAAAUCGUCUGUCCUCGGUUGCAACACUCACUACUGAGUUCCAAACUGCCUCUGGAAGCAACAUCAGCACAGGAACUGUUAGUCGAGAGCUUCAUGAAAUGCUUUUCCAUGGCCGAGCAGCCGCACACAAGCCUCAGAUUACCAUGCGCAAUGCCAAGCGUCGGCUGGAGUGGUGUAAAGUUUACCGCCAUUGGACUCUGGAGCUUCACCAUCUGGCAGUCCGACGGACUAAUCUGGGUUUGGCGGAUGCAAGGAGAACGCUACCUGCCCGAAUGCAUAGUGCCGACUGUAAAGUUUGGUGGAGGAGGAAUAAUGGUCUGGGGCUGUUUUUCAUGGUUCGGUCUAGGCCCCUUAGUUCCAGUUAAGGGAAAUUUUAACGCUACAGCAUACAAUGACAUUCUAGACGAUUCUGUGCUUCCAACUUUGUGGCAACAGUUUGGGGAAGGCUCUUUCCUGUUUCAGCAUGACAAUGCCCCCGUGCACAAAGCGAGGUCCGUACAGAAAUGGUUUGUCGAAAUUGAUGUGGAAGAACUUGACUGGCCUGCACAGAGCCCUGACCUCAAACCCAUCGAACACCUUUGUGAUGAAUUGGAACGCCGACUGCGAGCCAGUCCUAAUCGCCCAACAUCAGUGCCCGACCUCACUAAUGCUCUUGUGGCUGAAUGGAAGCAAGUCCCCGCAGCAAUGUUCCAACAGUGGAAAGCCUUCCCAGAAGAGUGGAGGCUGUUAUAGCAGCAAAGGGGGGACCAACUCCAUAUUAAUGCCCAUGAUUUUGGAAUGAGAUGUUCGACGAGCAGGUGUCCACAUACUUUUAGCCAUGUAGUGUAUGUUAGAAAAAGACCCCACUGAAUGAUUCAGAACAUAAAUAAUCAAAUUUGUCUUGGUAAAAUGUAUUUUAUAACCUAAGGAAGUGAAACGUCAUCACCAAAGCACUCUGGGCAGAGUGGGUGGACACCCUAGAAUAUAUUGUAUGCGAUUAUGAAUUCAUAUAUGCUUUUAUGAAUGCUUAUAGCAAAUGUUAUAAUGCAUUAUUAUGGGUGUAAUAGGAGGCACCAUAAACUCAUUACACCCAGUUGGUUCAUAGAAACUAUUAUCCUUCUUUUCAGCCCCAUCUUAGCUUUUUCAAACAGGAAAUCUGUGAAAUACUGCCUUUUAAAACAGACUGAAUGUGUCUCCCAUCAGGGGCUGGGUUAGGCAGAGAUAGAAGCAGGCAGACAGGCAGAUGAGAGACUAGUGUGUGAUUAAUCCUACGCUGAUGCCUCUCUCUUUCUUUCUCUCUCCUAUCUCUCUUUCUCUCUCUUUCUUUCUCUCGCUCUCUUUCUCUUUGCGCCUCGUCCUCCCAGACUAAUUGCCUGAAUGGGGUUAUGGGCGCCCGCUCUCUGCCAUCGUGAUGAGUGAUGCGUCGGUACACUCACUCACUCUCACACACACACACACACACACACACAAGGACAAGUACACACACACGUGUUCUUGGAUAUAUAGUACACACAUAGACAUAUACAAAGACAUACAGUAUACUUGUGAUUGCACACACACAGAGCAUCCCUGAGGAUACUAAUUUAGCCUGUCACAAUGACAUUUGGUCUGUCUUUAUCAGUUAUAGUUAGCCAUUACCAGUUGGAUCACGUUAUGAGAUUUAUUGCUGUUUCAAAAUGUAUAGUCUUCUAUUGUGCUGUAUAUACUCAAUUGCUGUUGGUUACAGGUUGGUAUUUGGAGACCAACUCCAUGGAUUGUCUUUGUCAUUGUAGCUGGUAGGAACACAACUAAUGAGGAACUGGAGAGCAUGCUGGAGAGUGACAACCCUGCCAUCUUCACAUCAGGGGUGAGGGACCACAACAUGCAAGUGUCUGAUAUAAUCAUACACAGUACAAUCAUCUAGAAGACAAGCUUUCUUUGUUGGCGAGGUGUAGCAUACCAACUGAGUAUGCCACACCUACAAGGGGGGGAACUUGUGUGUGGGUAUGAGUGUGUGAUGACACAUGAACUGUGUCACUGUGUCUCUCUUAGAUCAUCAUGGACUCCAACAUCACCCAGCAGGCCAUGAAUGAGAUUGAGACGAGACACACUGAGAUCAUCAAGCUGGAGAACAGCAUCAGAGAACUUCACGACAUGUUCAUGGACAUGGCCAUGCUGGUGGAGAGCCAGGUAGGAGUCUAUACACACUGACUGGCCAACACACAACAAUGAAGACUACACACAUACCAAUUAGAAAACCCACAACAAUGAAAUCCCUCUCUUUCUCUUCCCUGCUCCUCCGUUCACCUUCUCUCUCUCUCUCUCUCUCUCUCUCUCUCUCUCUCUCUCUCUCUCUCUCUCUCUUCAGGGGGAGAUGAUAGACCGCAUAGAGUACAAUGUGGAGCACUCAGUGGACUAUGUAGAGAGGGCCGUGUCUGACACCAAGAAGGCAGUAAAGUACCAGAGUAAAGCCAGGAGG